Molecule: messenger RNA, 3386 nt
Organism: Acanthopagrus latus (yellowfin seabream)
Lineage: Eukaryota; Metazoa; Chordata; Actinopteri; Spariformes; Sparidae
Product: UPF0687 protein C20orf27 homolog
Exons: 6
Coding region: 329-862 (177 amino acids)
Source: RefSeq, a predicted model, not a curated record
AGCAUAUUGGAAGCAACACAGGCUUUUGACUGUGCGUCAGACUUUGUAAUUUGCUUUGUUGUUUUUUCUUUUUUAUAAACAUUUUAAAAGACACAGGAAGUUGUCAUGUCUUGCUCGCGUGGAAAAAGAGUGUUUUUUCGACUGACUCUAGAAGUGGUGCAGUAAAGAAAGUAGAGCUAACGGAGCGCCACUACAACAUGAGAUCUGUACAGUUUCAAACUGUCAGUGUGCUCUGUACCCUCAUGUCCUAUAAAGCCCAGGACAGAAGAAAUGUCUCAAACGAGGACAGUGAUGACAUCAAGACUCACUUGGUCCUAACCACAUUGCCAUGGCAACAGGAAGAAAAGGCUCCACCUCCAAGGCAGGUGGGGUGCGUUUCCCUGACGAUGAUGAGCCCCCUGGCUCCCCAACACGGAGAGACGAUGAUUCAAACAGCUCUACUCUCAAAGCUAUCCUAGAAAAAGAUGGCAGCUACUUGGUCAAGGCUGGUUUCCUGAAGAGUCACCACUGCUAUGAAAUUGUCUUCACUGUCCCUGAUGUCCCCACAGUGGGCAAAGAACUCUCCUGUCUUCCUUCCUCUUCUCCAACCAGGAGGUCCUCCAGCCUCCGGGUCCAUCGUAUUAACUCCACAAUGGAAGGAGUGAAAGUAAUGUGUGAGUACAGGACUCACCAGGAGGGGGUGCUACAGGAGGCGAUCACUCUGAUAACCAGAGGUAGGAAGGACAGUAGUCUCAAGAUCAGACUCCAGGCCAGGGUCAUUGACCCACAUCACGGGACGCCCAUGCUGCUUGAGGGGGUGAGAUGCCUGGGUGCUCAGAAAGAUGCCCACACAAAGCACAGCAGCGACCGUAAGAGGAUAUGAUAGAAAGAUCUGCACAACAGUGCUGUUCAUUGACUUGGUCAGAGUGGUAGUAUGAAAACACCAGAUUGUAUUUCCCUCAUCCAAAACUGCUUCAUUUGAUUGGUAUUGGUGAUACUAUGGUUUGCUGGAGAUGUUAUAUUCUCAGAAAUGUAAGUUGGAAAGUUACAGGUGAAAACAGUGGAUGCUUUUCCACAAGAGUCAAAUAUCAAGAGCCAUGAAAAAAUAGCUGCUUGACAGUGAGUCUCAUUAACAAGACAGCUUCAAAACCACUAGUUUGCAGUUGCUAAUGGCAACUGCUGCUAAAUUCAGAUAGCCACAAAGCCUUCGUUGAUUGAGUAUAGUAAACCAGCACUUAAAACACACACACACACACACACACACACACACACACACACACACACACACACACACACACACACACACACACACACACACACACACAAUGUAAUGAUACUUUAAUGAGGGUUUCUGGUCAAAACAAGUCAUUCCCCUGAUAACUUGAAAGGCAUCAAAAACAGAACCAGCUGGGGUUGCUCACAUGUUUUAGCUCCUCUCUUAAAUUGACUGCAUGUGGGCAGUAAUUUGAAAUAUAGAAUAAGUAAAAUCUUAGUAUUUAAUUGGAUAAACUGAUUAGGAUUUGUGCAGGAUUACACACAUUUACUGCUGCCCUUGUAGUUUUACUUUGGCAGCAUUGACACUGUUGGUAAUAAGAGCCAAUUAACUGCUCACCAGCUUUUGGAAGCAGCACACUUCACUGUAGGAGAUAGAUUAUUCCUGGAUUUCCUGUAGCCAUAAAUAUAAAAGGAUGACAUCAUGAGGAUUUCCCAUACAACCACACUGUUGUAUUUUAACUGCAUCCAGCAAUUAAAAACUGCAUUGCGAUGCAAAAUAUCACAUAGCAGGAUACUAUUAGAAUAUGUUUCAAUAUGUUGGCACCCUCAAAAACAAAAUGUAUUGUGCAGCACAUCCUUAGUGCAAAAUUCUGGUAUUUUUAAACUUGGGCCCUAUAUUCACAUGUUCUGGUGUCUAAAUCAUUCAUACUGACCAAAAGUUUUGGAAUCAGUCCCAAAAACAUUCAAAGGAUUAUGUUCAUCUCUGCCAGCUGAGACAAUCUACUGGACUAAUGUCAUACUUUUGGGAAGAAUGACUCAUUUUACACACCAAAAUCCUGUAAAUAUAGGGCCCGGGAUUAAAGAUACUGGAAUUCUGCUUUUUUUUUUUUUUUUUUUUUACUGUUUGUUUGUUUGUUUGUUUGUUUCAGAACACAAUCUGAACUGAAAAAAAACCCAUCUUUGAUUGGACAACAAACGUUGUUAUUAUCAAUUGUCAUAAUGGUAAUAAUUACUAUUAUUAUUACUAUUAUCUAUGUUAUUAUGAAUCACUUCUCUGCAAAACCUAUUAUAACAAAGGAGUAUGUGUCAUUGUCUGUUUUGGAAAAAAUAUAAAUCUGCCUUAAACAUUCCCCAUGUGUAUUAUGACACUUUACAUUGGCAAAUGAUACAUCAUUUCCAGAAUGAAUUGCUGUAAAUGUUCUGGUUAUGCUGAAACAGAAAAAGAGAUUGGGAUGUUUUUGUUUUCUAUUUGCAUAAUUGAUACAGUAUCUGAUGAAGUAUAACCAAAUGACUGACUGGUGACUUCAGUAAAAGGAAGCUACAGCCACACUUGUUACAGCUCCUUAUUUUAGGAUUAACAAGGUUUUGGUAAAUUGUCUGACUUGAACUAAGAUAAUCAGGGUAUUCUUGGUAGAUUAUCAGCUCCAUGCAAACCCUUUGUUGUUUACAUUGAAGUGAUAGUCGGGUUCUUCUGAUGUGGUGUUGUGUGACGAACUUAUCUCUGGUCAGCGUAUUAUUUGUGAUUUUCGUUUUAAAAUACAAAAAUCAAAAUUGAAAAACAAGGCGUUUUUCUUUUUCAUGGUCAAAAGGGGAUGAGUGAAAAUUUAAAAAAAAUGAUUCAAUUUUCAUUUUCUAUUUCAUAUAACAAAAAAAAAAUAACUACAAAUCAGAAACAAAAAAGGCCUGUUUUUUCAUAUUAUGAGAUCGGAUGUUUUAACUCGAAUUUACUGACGUUAUCCACUGCAGUCAAGCCACCCUCCACUUCGAAAUCCCCAGUCAACCUAGCCACCAGUUAAUUUGCAGUGCCUGUAUAUAGUCGAUAUUACGGUAAUGCAGUGCCAGAACAGAAUUCAAAAUAAAAGCAGACACUUAUGAAGGCAGUCUGCAAUUUCACACAAAUACAAUCAAUCAGCCAGUCUGUUAAUUGAUUGAUGAAUUAUUUAAACGAUUAGUUAAUUACUUAAUUGAGCAUUUCAGGAAUUAAUUCAUUGAUUAUUUACUGAAUUCAUAUUACCAUAAUAUCAGAAAUAUCACAGCAGAACUUGCUGAAACUAUCUCAGUGCAACUCCGAGGGUGAGUUCUAUCAGUCUGAUGUGAAAUGAGUCUGUGGAAACAGGCAGUUUUCUUUUUAAGUAAAUCUGAACUCAAAGGAAAAUAUCAAAAGUCACAUUUUAGAGGGCUUUAAUUUGGAA